GGAAAGACUCGGUCAGGAUUGUGGGAAGGAACAGAAACAGCCUCUCAACAUCACCGUCAAGCUCCAGACGUCCAGCAGCACACCAGCACCACCUCCAACCAAACCAUCGGCGCUCCACCGGGUCCGUUCACCGGCAGCGCGCAGAGAGACCAGGCGAAGCGUCCUCGCCGCCUCCUGAGCAGACACUGUCCGAUCAGAGAGAGAGAGAAAGAGAGAGAGAGAGAGAGGAGAGAGAGAGAGAGAGGGAGGGAGAGAGAGAGAGUAGUUUUCUCUGACAUUAUAGAGACUCAUACCACGUACUGUAGCUUACUUUUUUCCUCCCGGCGGCGUCCUCUGCUAAGUUGCGCUCCUGGAUUUUAAGUGCGUCUUGGCGAAGUCCGUCACCAUCCAGCAGCGGCUUCAAGCUCCCUGUCACCCGGCCGGACCCAACCACCGGCGGACCGCUUGUUCUGUCUUUCACUUCAGCCGGACAAGAUUUCACGCGGAAUAAAGUACGGAUGCUGGAAUCUUUGAGUUGAUUGGAACAAAUAGAAACCAGAAAAAGAAAAGACAGAUAAAGAAAGAGCAGAAGAGUGAAGAGAAAGAAGAAGAAAGAGGAGAGUGAAGAAGGCAUAAAGUUCUUUAGAAAGAGGAGAGAAAGAAAGAGACGGGGACGAUGGGGAGGAAAAAGAUUCAGAUCACGCGGAUUAUGGAUGAACGCAACAGACAGGUGACAUUUACAAAGCGAAAGUUUGGCCUGAUGAAGAAGGCGUAUGAGCUGAGUGUGCUGUGUGACUGUGAGAUCGCCCUCAUCAUCUUCAACAGCACCAACAAGCUGUUCCAGUAUGCCAGCACAGACAUGGACAAGGUCCUGCUUAAAUACACCGAGUACAACGAGCCCCAUGAGAGCAGGACCAACUCCGAUAUCGUGGAGACAUUGAGAAAGAAGGGCCUAAACGGCUGUGACAGCCCAGACCCCGACGCAGACGACUCGGCGUUGAGCAAGAAGGAGAACAAAGGCGGCGAGAGCCCGGAGCUCGAGUCUGCUCUCAUCCUCACCCCACGCACUGAGGAGAAAUACAAACAGAUUAACGAGGAGUUUGAUCACAUGAUUAAAACUCAUAAGAUACCUGCCGUGCCCCCAUCGAACUAUGACAUGCCCGUGUCCAUUCCCGUUAGCAACCAGAACAAUCUCAUUUACAGCCAUCCCGGCGGUUCCCUAGGCAACCACAACCUGUUGCCACUGGCGCACCAUGGUCUACAGAGAAACAGCAUGUCUCCCGGAGUUACUCACAGACCCCCCAGUGCAGGUAAUACAGGUGGCCUCAUGGGUGCUGACCUCACCACUGGCGCAGGCACCAGUGCUGGAAAUGGAUACGGGAACCACCGCAACUCGCCAGGCCUGCUGGUCUCUCCAGGUGGCAUGAACAAGAACAUGCAGGCUAAGUCUCCCCCACCCAUGAACUUGGGCAUGAACAACCGCAAACCUGACCUACGUGUGCUCAUCCCUCCUGGUGCCAAGAACAACAUGCCCUCCAUCAACCAGAGAAUAAACAACUCUCAGUCUGCUCAGUCAUUGGCCACCCCAGUGGUAUCAGUAGCAACUCCAACUCUACCAGGACAAGGCAUGGGCGGAUACCCAUCGGCCAUCUCGACUUCUUAUGGUACCGAGUAUUCCCUGAAUAGCGCAGACCUGUCCUCCCUGUCUGGCUUCAACAGCGGCAGCUCCCUUCACCUCGGCUCGAUGAGCGGGUGGCAACAGCAACACCUUCAGAAUAUGCAGCAUUCGGCCCUCGGCCAGCUAGGAAAUUGCUCUAGCUCUCACUUAUGUCAGGGUUCAAAUCUCUCCCUGCCCUCUGCUCAAAGCCUGCACAUCAAGUCCGAACCUGUUUCUCCUCCUAGAGAUCGCACCAGCAGCACACCGGGGGGCUACGGUGGCGGGGUACCGCCUCCCCAGAACCCCUCGUCCCGCCAGGACUCGGGACGCUCCCCUGUUGAUAGCCUGAGCAGUUGUAGCAGCUCCCACGAGGGCAGCGACCGCGAUGAGCACAGGAAUGAGUUCCACUCACCUCUGGGACUGGCCCGGCCCGCCCUGGACGAGCGCGAGAGCCCCUCCAUCAAACGGGUGCGUCUGUCAGAAGGAUGGGCCACAUGAUAGCUCUGUCCUCUCCCCCGGCAGUGCCCCGAGUUGCCCCGAGCCCCCGACAACGCAGCGUUACGACGCCCCCCAAGUCAACUCCCUCCUCUUCCUCCUCUCACUCGAUAUCACGAGUCACUCACCACCCAACCCCACGGCCUCCCUCCUCUUAUCUCUUUAACGCUGAAGGAAAGAAAAGGGACAGCCCUUUUCAAAAAUAUGUUUGUAAUUUCUUUUCCUUUUUUUUAAUUUUCUUUUAUUUUGCUGAGUGUGUGUGUGUGCUAUACAUAUUGACAUUAUAUAAACCGGCGGGGUGUUGUA
Molecule: messenger RNA, 2437 nt
Organism: Chelmon rostratus (copperband butterflyfish)
Lineage: Eukaryota; Metazoa; Chordata; Actinopteri; Chaetodontiformes; Chaetodontidae
Gene: mef2cb
Product: myocyte enhancer factor 2cb
Exons: 11
Coding region: 656-2134 (492 amino acids)
Biological process (GO): cell differentiation; positive regulation of transcription by RNA polymerase II; heart development
Molecular function (GO): RNA polymerase II cis-regulatory region sequence-specific DNA binding; histone deacetylase binding; protein dimerization activity
Source: RefSeq, a predicted model, not a curated record